Messenger RNA from Pollicipes pollicipes, 885 nucleotides. RefSeq lists its product as uncharacterized. Lineage: Eukaryota; Metazoa; Arthropoda; Thecostraca; Pollicipedomorpha; Pollicipedidae. Gene Ontology annotation, biological process: cilium assembly; clustering of voltage-gated sodium channels. Bases 148 to 885 code for a protein of 245 amino acids. Gene Ontology annotation, cellular component: centriole. The transcript has 6 exons. The record is from RefSeq and is a predicted model, not a curated record.
GCAAUGGAUAGCGAGAGGCUGUGAUAGUACGUCGGUGGGUGAUUUUUUCUGUGUGCCUUCCACGCAUGUUGUGGUGCUGGGCUGACCCACAGAAGUGGGAGCAAUGACAGGUUUUCAAUCUUUAUAAUGUAGUGUAAGUGAAGUUCCAUGGCUGUUGAUAUGCUGGGCACUGGAGUGAAGAGCAAAGAUGCUGCCCUGUCUCCCUUGAAAUAUGAGUAUGAACACACCAUAGAAUCUUUGAAGACUGAAAUCAGCAAGUUUUGGGAAGAGCAGGGUCGACUUCAGACACAAGUCAGGGAGGUCACCACAGAAAACGAGGCAUUGAAUGCUCAGCUCAGGGAUGUCAGCAGCAAGGUCACGCUUGCACCGUUGCCACAGAAUGUCGGACAUCAGCAGCAACAGUUGGAUGCCCUCUCAAAGGAGCGGGACUCGGCCGUACAGCUGUGGCAGACCGGUCUGAAGGAGGUGGAGCGGUUGGAGGCGGCGCUGGCCGCCGCCCGGACCGACGACACAGACGAACGCUGGCGGCGCUACACCGAACAGGUGCGCGCGCAAUACGCGCAGGCGGUGAGCUCGCUGAGCGGCGAGCUGGCUCGCCAGCGGGAAGCGGCCGAGCGCGGCGCCGCCGAGCAGGCGCGUGCCGAGGAGGCUGGCCGCGCCGCCGAGCUGGACCUGGUGGAAGCGCGCGAGCGCUGCGUCCAGCUGAGCGGCCGCGAAGCCGAGGCGCUCGACAAGCUGAGGGAGGGCGUGGACGUGGUGCAGAACGCCCUGCUAGAGAAGGAGGAGGCCGUGCAAAAGGCGGAGCGACUCGAGGGUAGGUGGAGCCGCCUCCGGCCGCGUGCCGUCUCAGUCGGCCUCUCGCUGACGCUUUCGUGUUGUGGCUAA